AUCCCAGUGGAGUCGCAUCGCAUCGCAUAGCAUAGCAUUCAUGAUAGUAUGUGUAUCCCUUCUGCCUGGCUCGCGCAAGCUAUCCCUUUUCUUCUCUCGGCAUCCGGAACGAAGAAACCGAAAUCAACUACCAGCUCCCUGAUUUCUCCAUCCUUUACGCCUCUUCGAUCUCCUUAUUGUCGCACGAUUCCGAAAGUCGAAUCGGAUUAAGUUGGCGGUUGUUCUCCCAGAUUGUCUGGCUUUGAUUCGCCAUGGAUAUCUCAGUGGCUUCAGUCGUCGUCGACCUCCCUAGUUUUUGCACCUCCAAACCGCUCGCCUUCGCUAGAGCUUGCCCUCCCCAAAGGCGGAAAUUUGGGAAUCCCAAACCACUCUCAGACCCCAAGAAGAAGCGGGUUUAUGUCCGUUUGGGCAGUCCUCAGAGUUUCGGGGAGAUGGGACGCACUGAAUUGGAUGUUAGCGUCGGUUCCGGUGGUGUGCUUGAUGCCCUCAAGUCGAUCUCCGACCCGGUUCAGGCCCUUUCGUUCUUCACGGAGGUCGCCCAGCGGCCGGUGGCCGUCCACACGACUGAAUCCUUUGACUACAUGCUUGACUUCUUGAGGGUUCGUGUCAGAGUGGACGACAUGCGCCUUGUGUUUGAUUUAAUGCAGAGGCAGAUUGUGAAGCGGAGCCCCAGCACUUUUUUGAUCAUUUUCAAGGCCCUUGGCGUCCGUGGGGGGCUGCAGAAUGCCCCGCUCGCACUUUCAAGGAUGCAGGAGGAUGGAUUCGUGAUGAAUUCUUUCUCUUACAAUGGACUGAUACAUUUCCUUCUUCGUGCUAAAUUCAGUAAAGCCGCACUGGAGGUUUACAAGCAGAUGAUAUCAGAAGGAAAAAUGCCAAGUAUUAGAACUUAUUCUGCUCUCAUGGUAGAUUUGGGCAGGAGGAGGGAGACAGUGGCUGUGAUGGAACUUUUGGAUGAGAUGGAAGUGCAAGGGUUGAGUCCAAAUGUAUACACCUUCACCAUAUGCAUUCGGGUUCUUGGCCAAGCAGGAAGAAUCAAUGAAGCUUAUGGUCUCCUUAGGAGAAUGGAGGAACAAGGGUGUCAACCUGACGUAGUAACUUACACUGUACUAAUAGAGGUGCUUUGCAGAGCAGGGAGGCUCACUGAAGCAGAGAACAUAUUCUGGAAGAUGAAGGCUAGUGAGCAGAAGCCAGAUAAGGUGACUUAUAUCACAUUGUUGGACAAAUUUGGUGACGGCGGGGAUUUUAAUUCAGUGCAACGAUUUUGGGAAGAAAUGGAAAAGGAUGGUUAUCGUGCUGAUGUAGUUGCUUAUACUAUUCUGAUAAAUGCUUUGCACAAACAAGGUAAGACUGAAGAAGCUACUAAAACAUUGGAAAUCAUGGAAGAGGAAGGGAUUUUGCCAAACUUGCAUACUUAUAAUACGUUAAUUGGUGGCCUUCUUAGAGUGAACAGGCUGGAUGAUGCUCAAGAGCUCUUUAACCAUUUGAAUAUUCAUGGUCCAAAGCCAACAGCUUAUACCUAUAUCCUUUUCAUUGACCACUAUGCAAAAUCUGGAGAUUUUGAGAAAUCAUUUCAGACAUAUGAGGUUAUGAAGAGAAAGGGAAUUGUUCCGGAUAUUGUUGCUUGCAAUGCAUGCUUGUAUGGUCUUGCAGAGUCUGGGAGACUUGGACAGGCUAUUGAAGUUUUUCAGGAAUUGAAGGAUGUUGGUAUUUCUCCUGAUACUAUUACAUAUAGCAUAAUGAUUAAAUGUUGCAACAGGGUUGGAAAAGUUGAUGAAGCUCUGAGGUUGUUCAAUGAAAUGAGACAAAGUGGGUGCAACCCGGAUGAGAUUACUGUCAAUUCGUUGAUUGAUGCCCUCUACAAGGCUGGUAGAGGAUAUGAAGCUUGGACAGUCUAUUUUGGUAUGAAGACGAUGAAUCUUGAGCCCACUGUAGUAACAUACAACACGUUACUGUCAGGAUUAGGAAAAGAGGGAAAAGUUGAGAAAGCCAUGGAGUUGUUUCGGCAUAUGAGAAAUCAUGUUUCUCCUCCGGAUACAAUAACAUACAAUACUUUGUUAGACUGUCUCUGUAGAAAUGGUGAGGUUGACCGUGCAGUGAAAAUGUUGUACGGGAUGACAGAAGAGGAAUGUCUACCUGAUUGUCUAUCUUAUAAUACUGUAAUUCAUGGCUUAGGUAAGGAAGAUAGAGUUAAUGAAGCAUUAUGGCUUUUUCAUCAAAUGAGAAAAGUUCUUUUUCCUGAUUUUGUAACUCUAUGCAGCAUCUUGCCUAUGCUUCUUAGAAAUGGGUUGCUGGAAAAUGCUAUCUAUGUUACUGAGGCUUAUGUUCUUCAGGCUGAUGCUAUAACAGAUAGGUCUUCAUGGGCAUCUCUUACAGAAGGCAUAAUAAAUGAAACUGGAAUUGAUCAAUCAAUUAAGUUUGCUGAAAAGGUCACUAGAAAUGGUAUGUUCCAAAAUGACACAUUGUUGUGCCCUCUUAUUAAGUCUCUUUGUGGGUGUAGGAGAGCAUGGGAUGCAUGUACUGUUUUUGAGAAGUUCAAAGGCUACCAUAUUUCACUAACCAUUGAAACAUAUAACCCUCUUAUUAUUGGGCUCCUUGAAGUCAAUUUAGUUGAAGUAGCUGAAAGGAUCUUUGCAGAGAUGAAAACAGCUGGAUGCUGUCCAGAUGUUUUCACCUACAAUGCUUUCCUUGUUGCUUAUGGUAACUCAUCAAGAAUAGCAGAUUUGUUAAAGAUGAAAGAAGAGAUGCGUUUUAGAGGCUGCCAACCAAACAACAUAACCUACAAUACAAUCAUAUCAGGCCUUGUCAAGUCCAACUUGCUGGAUCAGGCAAUUGACUUGUAUUAUGAUCUUAUGUCCGAGGGCUUUUAUGCUACACCAUGCACAUAUGGUCCUCUUCUUGAUGGACUCUUGAAAUCAGGGAGAGUACCUGAGGCAGAACAUUUGUUCAGAGAGAUGCUUGAGUAUGGAUGUAAACCUAGCUCUGCCAUAUAUAAUAUUCUUAUAAAUGGAUAUGGAAAAUCUGGCGAUGUCGAAAAGGCUCUUCAGACAUUUGAAAAGAUGAUUAGAGAAGGUAUCAAGCCAGAUGUGAAGUCUUACACAAUUCUUAUAGACACACUUUGCAUGGCUGGUAGAGCUGAAGAUGCUUGGUGCUACUUUAAGGAAGUAAGGUUAACUGGUCUGGAACUCGAUUUGAUCAUCUUCAAUUUGAUGAUUAAUGGUCUUGGGAAAUGUCAGAGAGUACAAGAAGCCAUGACUCUCUUUAACGAAAUGCAAGAUAGAGGAAUAUUUCCUGACUUGUAUACUUAUAAUUCUUUAAUACUGACCUUUGGGAAAGCUGGGAUGGUUACUGAAGCUGCAAAGAUGUACGAAGAACUCCAAUUGAAAGGUUUCCGACCUAAUGUCUUCACAUAUAAUGCACUUAUUCGAGGUUACAGUGUGUCAGGUAAUACUGACCAUGCAUAUUCGAUGUAUAAGAAAAUGCUAAUUGGAGGGUGCAGUCCUAAUUCAGGAACGUUUAUCCAGCUUCCUAAUCCAUGAUAUUACAGGGACCACAUUCUAAUUUUUCUGGGACAACAUCUGGUUGUACAGCUUGCAUGACUGUUAUUAGGAACGAUCAACUUUUGUUGCAAAUGCUGGUGAUUCUCGCUGUGUUGUCAAGGAAGGGUCAGGUUUGCCCCCAAGGAAUCCUAUUUUAUGUGUGCAAUUAUAUGCUUUACUACAUCAAUGGAAGAUAUUAUAGUUAUGUGUAUGUUUGCUCUUUUUGUUCCUUGAUAGGCUGUCAGCUUAACUAUUUAUCACAAACCAGGUCUUGAAGAUGAGAAAGAGAUAAUCCUAAAAGCAGGAGGAUUUAUCCAUGCUGGACCAGUAAACGGAAGCUUAAACCUUGCAAGAUCAAUUGGUGACAUGGAUUUAAGGAAAAUAAAUUUUUACCCGCGGAAAAGCAAAUUCUGACUUGCAAUCCCGACAUCAAUAUUGUGGAGCCAUCUCAUGAAGAUGAAUUCAUUGUUAUAGCAUGUGAUGAAGUCUGCUUCACAAGGCAAUGAUGCGUGAGGAAUCAGUAAAGUUUGAAGAGGGCAUCAUCUUUCAGGAAUUAUAUAAAUCCUUCAAAUGCGGUUAAUGUAUCUGCCGGACCAGGUCCGGAAAAGGCUUCCAAUGAAAAAGCAGUGGUCAAUGAAGGCAAUGCAGGUGAAACCAUUGAUGAACCUGAUGGUGCUGAAAGCUAAUUCAGAGGGGCACGCGAUGACAGCCACUCAGCACAGCAGUGCAGGGCGACACUGGGACAAGUUGCUGCAGCAUGCAUGCAUGCAUGAUGGCCUCAUCUUCUCAUUAUCUCCUUUCUCCCCAUGCUGUUGAGGAAAGUCUUAAUAAUAUCUUGACUCGGGGUGCUACGCCUGAUUGGUUUGCAUGCCAAGCCCUUUUUUAGGUUCUUCGUCAUCCCCCAAAAAGGUUGAGCAUGAUCUAACUUAUCCAAUCACUGAGGGAGGGGACCGUCACCACUCAGGUGGAUGCUUUCCCAGACAUCACCUGCUUUUUAUUUAAUUAGAAAAAAAAAAAAUGAAACCGCUAAGUUAGUGGCCCUCGCAGGCUGUCUAUUAUUAUGAGGGAAAUAAAGCGGGAAAGUCUAAAUGGCAAGUGUAUUAGCGGGAGUCUACAGAAAUGAAGAAAUUUUCUAUUGAAUUUUGAUC
This is a messenger RNA of Zingiber officinale, 4684 nucleotides long. Its product is annotated as pentatricopeptide repeat-containing protein At4g31850, chloroplastic-like. The transcript is spliced from 6 exons. Gene Ontology annotation, molecular function: protein binding. Bases 252 to 3536 code for a protein of 1094 amino acids. Lineage: Eukaryota; Viridiplantae; Streptophyta; Magnoliopsida; Zingiberales; Zingiberaceae. The record is from RefSeq and is a predicted model, not a curated record.